This is a messenger RNA of Folsomia candida, 3978 nucleotides long. RefSeq names its product tubulin-specific chaperone D (gene TBCD). Gene Ontology annotation, biological process: adherens junction assembly; post-chaperonin tubulin folding pathway; microtubule cytoskeleton organization. The coding region runs from base 162 to 3740 and encodes 1192 amino acids. Gene Ontology annotation, cellular component: lateral plasma membrane. NCBI's taxonomy places the organism in Eukaryota, Metazoa, Arthropoda, Collembola, Entomobryomorpha, Isotomidae. The record is from RefSeq and is a predicted model, not a curated record. Gene Ontology annotation, molecular function: beta-tubulin binding; GTPase activator activity. The transcript has 16 exons.
GCGGUGGGAAUGCGUCACCGGUUAUUAUUACUCCGUCCAGUUCACAUUUUCACUCACUUUCCUCUUCUCCAAAGUAUUGAUUUCUGAAUCGAGUUAAAUUUCUAGCUUGAAAUUUUACUAUUUAUUUUGAAGUUUUUCAUGUAACGGAAACGAGUUUCAAAAUGUCAAAGAAAGGAUCUCGACAGAGUUUGGCCGAGUUGGAAGGUCUAGAUUUGGACCAUGAGUUGGAAGAAUUUCCAAUCGGCUUAGGCUGUGCCUUGGACAUGUUUCGUGAAAAGGACGAAGUUUUCGAAAUAUUAAAUUCACUCCCGGGAAUUUAUACGUCGCAGUCGACGGUCGAAGUAACGUACGAAACGUACGGCAAAAUAAUGGACCGAUAUCAAGAGCAACCCCAUCUGAUCGAUCAUCAUUUGGAAGCCAUGAUAAACGUCCUCUUGUCACAAUUCCGAGACAGUAAUUCGAAACCAGAACAGGUCAUUUUAAAACAUUUGAGUCUCCAGUUUCUUCGCCGCCUUUUCAAAGUUCGAGGACCGAAAGAAGUCGUGAAACGUUUUCCCCACGAAAUAGCUGACCUAGUCCCAGUGCUGAAUUACUUGGAGAAUGAGAACUUGGACGACCCUUGUACUUGGGAGAGUGGUUACGUCCUCGUUAUGUGGCUCAGUAUCUUGGUCAUUAAUCCAUUCCAUUUGAAACUGCUGGAUGGUCAGGAGGAGGAGAGGAAGGAUGGAUUGACGAUUGCACAACGGUUGAUGAAAGUUUGCAAAAAGUGUAUCGUCCUCAACAACAACGUUGGGACAGCGGCUCCGUUUUUAAUCUCGAGAUUUUUAACGAGACCCGACAUGCAAGAAGUAUACAUGGAUAAUUUCAUUGAAUGGACUUGUGUGCGUUUACCGGAACCUAUGGCAUUUGGAACAAGAGUUGGUGCAUUUGCCGCAUUAUCGGCAAUUUUCAAACAUGCGAAACGACAGGAGAUUUUAAAAUAUGGGGAACAAGUUUUGAAGGCAGUUUUAUUUUCGAAAUACGAAAAAUGUGACACCGUAUUGCGAAAGGCUGGGACGAAAUUGAUUCAAAGGAUUGGAAUGAUGUUCAUGAAAACGAAGAUGGCUCCCUGGCGAUAUCAGCGAGGAAGUCGGAGUCUGGUCUGCAAUUUAAAGGGCACGACUAAUCUUUCUGAAACUUCAGGAUCGUCUGAUCUUAAAAAUUUAGGCGGAAAUGAUCAAGCUAAUUACGAAGAAUUAAACCAGUAUUCGGGCGCUAUUGAAUCUGUAAUUGACAAGUUACUUGAAGGUCUAAAGGAUAAGGACACCGUUGUUCGGUGGUCUUCGGCCAAAGGGAUUGGACGGGUGACAAACCGCCUUCCGAAAGAGUAUGCUGAUGAGGUCAUGGAAGGGAUAUUGCAAAAUUUUUCUCCACGAGAAGGGAACGCUGCAUGGCAUGGGGGCUGUCUCGCUCUCGCCGAACUUGCGCGGAGGGGAUUAUUACUUCCAGAAAGAAUUCCCACUGUUAUCCCAGUUCUUAAACGGGCGAUGGUUUAUGACGAGAUUAGGGGAAAUUUUUCUGUCGGAUCGCACGUUCGGGAUGCAGCAUGUUACGUCAUGUGGGCCUUCGCAAGAGCCUUUGAGCCUCACAUAAUCGAACCGUACGUCAACGACAUUGCCACAUGUCUCAUCAUUACGAUGACGUUUGAUCGAGAAGUAAAUUGCCGAAGAGCUGCGUCUGCUGCAUUUCAAGAAAAUGUCGGAAGACAAGGGAACUUUCCACAUGGAAUUGAUAUCAUUACUGUUGCUGAUUAUUUUGCCGUUGGAAUUAGGACAAAUGCAUUCACAAAAGUCAGUGUCGAAAUAGGAAAAUUCCAAAUAUACACGACAGCAAUGAUUGCUCACCUAAUGGAUUUAAAGUUUAACCAUUUUGACGAAGUAGUGAGAGAGUUGACGGCCGAGGCGUUGGGAAAUCUUGCCAUAAUGGAACCGUUGUACGUUACGGAAAAAGUCGUCCCAGCUUUGAUUUCGUUUUGCACCGACUCGGACACUUACACUUCUCAUGGAGCAUUAAUCAGCUUAGGAGCGAUUUUGGUCAAAUUGAAGAGUAUUGAUCGACUGAAGUUCAGUAAUGAUAUUUUAACUUCGAUUGGCGAAAUUGUUCCAAAAAUUGUGGAGAAAAAGUUUGCAAAUAGUGCACGUGGGAAUGAAUUUAUCAGAGUGGGAUUGAAUGAGUUCAUUGAUUCGUGUUCGUUGUCCAAAAUGCCGUAUCAUAAUGAUGAAAAUUUCAUAACUGUCUGCCAUAAACUUCUUGAGGAACAUCUUUCCAGUGUUGAAAACCGCACGAGAAUAUCCGCUGGAAAAGCAUUCGCACAUUUUGUCGUCGAAUACUAUCACAACAACCCAGCCAAGCACAAUUGUCUCACAGGAAUUCUUGAAGGAAUGUGCAAAGAGUUGACCAGUAAUGUGAUGCCUGCUAGGCAAGGGCAUGCUCAUGCCUUAGGUCGACUUCCUGUAAGCGUAUUAAAAGAAAACUUUGUCGACGUGAUUACUGCGCUACUAAAAUGUUCGACAAUAACUCCUGACACCGUAUUGUGGGCCGAAUCUCGAAGGGAUGCUCUCGUUGCUUUAAGUAGCAUUUUUAUUCAUAAGAAGUUUAGUAGAAAUUCGUCUUGGGAAGAUGGAAUACCUUUGGAGCUGCUGAAUACUGAACAAAUCUUAAACUCCCUCCUAGAAUCGAUUGAAGAUUACACAACUGAUAAACGUGGAGAUAUCGGAUGCUGGGUCAGAAAAUCUUCGAUAACUGCUUUGAAGAUUUUUAGUAUACGAUUAAACGAAUGUGGAUCAUUUAAAGAUGUGGAUCCUUCAAAUAUUUCCAAGAUAAUGGGACUAAUUGCGAAACAAUGUGUUGAAAAGAUUGAUAAUGUUCGUGUCCAUGCUGGCCAAGCAUUUGCGACAAUUAUUCAUCAAAAGGAUCCUGAGAUGUUGGACAUUCCACAUAGAGAUGCAAUAUUACGAAUAUUCCCAGAAGAUUUUUGCAGAUCUGUAAAUUGGAGAUCCACGACAUCCACAUUUCCCAAGUUCGUAGAAAUGUUAACAUUGGAACACUGCACAUACUACUUGCUCGAAGGAUUCAUCAUUAGUGGAGGAAGUUUGAGUGACAGUGUAAUGAAAGACGCUAACGGUGCAAUUACUAAUUAUCUCGUUGCGGCUGGUGCUAUGGGGGAUGCUGAGUUGAAUAGAAUUGGUCAGGUUAUGCUCAAAAUCUUUGAGAGCAACCUUAGAAUGGAUCGAGUUACGGUGCCUUUGAUGAAAUUUGUCACCCAAUUACUACAGUCUGGAACGUUUCUGCCUUUAUUAACGGAUGGGUCCGAUUCUUUUGGUCUUGCCUUGAUUGAGCUGACAAAAAAUGAACUCUUUAAAAGUGGGAGAGUUGAAAAACUUGUUCUCGGCGUGGAAUUAUUGUGCGAAAUGCUUCAAGGAAGUUUGGCUGUGAUCAGAUCAGCCAUGAAGAAGCUUACCGUGUACCUGGCCCACGCUUAUCCUCGUGUCCGAGUUAUCACCUCGCAAAAGAUUUACGAAGCGUUGCUGACUUAUGGUGCAGAAGAGUUGGCCAGCCAGGAGGAAGUCGAGCACGUCAUGACGUUACUGCAAGAAUCACAAUGGGAAGGAGACGCCAACGCAGUUCGCCCAAUUCGAAACCAAAUUUGUACCAUAUUCAACAUUCCACAACCAAUUUCACUAAAACCGCCGUCCGCCUAAAUAAUAAGGUAAUUUAGAAUUCAGCUUUAUUCCUGAAUAUUUAGUUCGGGGAUUUAAUCCAGUUACCAGAUUUUAUAUUUCAUUUUAUAAAUUCAUUAACGAUUCUUAAAAUUUUCUGUGAUUUGCAAUGCAACUGUUAUGCUUUAUUAUGAGUGGGUCAUAGUAUUUAAGUUUUUCACUAUUCAAUCUUAAUUGUUACAAUUAGUCACAAUAAAGAUACAAAUCUUAAGCCACUUAA